This is a messenger RNA of Dichotomopilus funicola, 2007 nucleotides long. RefSeq names its product Sac2 family-domain-containing protein. Gene Ontology annotation, molecular function: syntaxin binding. Gene Ontology annotation, cellular component: GARP complex. NCBI's taxonomy places the organism in Eukaryota, Fungi, Ascomycota, Sordariomycetes, Sordariales, Chaetomiaceae. The transcript has 3 exons. Gene Ontology annotation, biological process: endocytic recycling; Golgi to vacuole transport; retrograde transport, endosome to Golgi. The record is from RefSeq and is a predicted model, not a curated record. The coding region runs from base 1 to 2007 and encodes 668 amino acids.
AUGUGGCUUGACCGCUUUGGUGGGCCGCACCCUGCAAACACGCCGCCGCCGAGCCAAAGCCGAACACAGUCGUCGCUACCCCGUCGCACAUCGAGUGCGCGAGGACCGUACCUCACAUCACAGAGACCGGGGCUUUCCCCAAGGGUCUCUUCGCUGUCUGUAACCUCGACGGAUUCUUCGUCUUCCUUGCUUGGGCACCCAAAACGUGCCAAUGGUUCGGCCUUGAAGCAGGCCACGAGUGUAGACUUCGGUUCUGACCCAGCGGCCAUUUUGACCACAAUUCUUGGGCCAUUACCCGACCACGCUACUCUGGACGAAGAAAACCGGACAAGGAAGAUUACAGACAAUGGCCUCAAUCUUGAUUUUGAAUUUAAAGGCCUCUCCUUGCGGGAGCUCGCCGAUGGUGAGGCUGGCGGUGCCGUGGCAGGAGAUGCAUACCGGCCACAAACGGUGGAAGAUUUCGAGAAGGAUAAAGCCAAAUUCGAAGACCUCCAUCGAUCCAUCCGGGCAUGUGACGACAUUCUAAGCUCCGUGGAAUCCAACCUUACUAGCUUUCGCAAUGAUCUCGCUGCCGUAUCUGCCGAUAUCGAGACCCUCCAAGCCCGAUCGACCGCCCUGAAUGUUCGACUAGAAAAUAGGAAGGCCGUCGAAAAGGCUCUCGGGCCGAUCGUGGAGGAGUUGAGCGUCUCACCCGUGGUAGUAUCCAAGAUUUCGGAAGGCCACAUCGACGAGGCGUGGGUGAAAACCUUGGCAGAUCUAGACAAACGGACAUCGGCGUUGAAGAAACCCUCGCAACAAACGACGGACAAAGCUCUUGCAGAUGUGGGGCCGUUAUUAGAAAAGCUGGUCAUGAAGGCCGUCGAGCGAAUACGGGACUUCCUUGUUGCCCAAAUAAAGGCACUCCGGUCUCCUAAUAUCAACGCUCAGAUUAUCCAGCAACAGAACUUUCUUAAGUUCAAAGACCUUUACUCAUUCAUUCACCGUCACCAGCCCGGUUUAGCUGGUGAAAUUUGCCAGGCGUACCUCAACACCAUGCGCUGGUACUAUUUGAACCAAUUUACUCGGUAUCAAAAGGCGUUGGAGAAGCUUAAGCUUCAUACACUCGACAAGAACGAUGUGCUUGGCCACGAAGAUACCUCAAGGAGGACUACGGUUCUCUCGGGCUCUAAAAUUUCUAACGCACCCCACGACGCCUUCAAUCUGGGAAGGAGAAUCGAUGUUCUCAAAGCCACUAACCAACUCGCCAUAUCCUCCUAUCUAGCAGAAGAGGAUCAAUCCACACACUACCUCGAAGUUCCCUUCCGCCACUUCAAUCUUGCUCUCAUUGACAACGCUACUGCAGAGUAUAGCUUUCUUGCGGCCUUCUUUAGCCCAGCGCUCUCGUUCACAGCCAUUUCGCGACACUUCAAUUACGUCUUCGACCCAAUCUUUUCCCUCGGCCAAGCUUUCACCCGGCAAAUUGUUGCCGACACAUACGACGGACUUGGCGUCCUGCUGUGUGUACGCCUCAACCAACAGUUCGCCUUCGAACUACAGCGCCGCCGCGUACCCGCUGCUGACGGCUACAUCAACGGCACCGCCAUGACAUUGUGGCCACGCCUACAGAGCGUCAUGGACGCCCACUGCGAGUCGGUGCGGACGUUAACCGCGGCCCUACCCACACGCGCGGGGUCGGCGGCCAGCGCUAAGGCCGCCUCCGCCGCGCCACACGUGGUGAUGCAACGCUUUGGCCAGCUGUUGCACGGGGUGCUAGCGCUGAGCGCUGAGGCGGGCGGCGAUGAUGAACCUGUGGUAGCCAGCCUGCGGCGGUUGCGGAACGAGGUUGAGGGGUUCCUGGCUAAGACAAGCCAGGCAAGCUUCGGGGCUGACAAGAGGAAGCGGGAGCGGUUCUUGUAUAAUAAUUAUAGUUUGGUUCUUACCAUCAUUAGCGACGCGAGCGGGAAAUUGGCAGGCGAGGAGCAGGAACACUUUGAGUCGUUGAAGGCGAGCGCCCAGGAAGCCGGGUAA